UAUAUUAUAUUCAAUUAUCAAAAAUGGUUUAGGUUCACUUUCACUUCUUUCACUUUUUUCUUUUCUUUCUCUUGUUCAAUUCGAAACUCAGUCUGUUCGGCGCUUUCUAAAAUAGUAGUUUUAUCAUCCCGAAACCCGCUCUAUUUUGUUCGUGCUUAACUACGGACUUCCCUCACUCUCUUGCACUUUUAUCAGUAAAUCAACAGAUCAAUAGAUCUAUCAAUGGAAAUAAUAAGCAAAUCAAACUCUUAUUAUGGAAAAGAAAAGCUUUCUUGAUAUGACUGCCCCCAGUGGGUAUGUAGCUGGUAUCGGUCGUGGUGCCAGUGGGUUUUCCACUAGAUCUGAUAUUGGCUCUCUUGGUUCAGCUUUACCAAAUUUUAAUCAAAAUUUCGAAAAAUUUGAUACUAAUACAAAUAACGACAACGAUAAUGAUGACAAUAAUGAUGAUGAAAAUUAUCAAGAUGCAGAUGAAGAAGGUUUGUUAAGCACAAACUUAUUAGACAAAGAUGACAGAGAAGCUGAUGAAAUUUAUGAAAAAAUUGAACAAAGAUUGCAAAAUAGAAAAAUUAUUCCACCCAAUUCAAAUUCCACAAAAUCAAAAAAGAGAAAAAGAUCUCCUUCAAAUUCAAACGAAAUUAUAAUAAAUAAUCCACAAAGCAUCAACGACAUCAAUUCUCAAUUUCAGGAUUUAAAAAGAGAAUUAGCCACAAUAACUGAUGACCAAUGGUUAAAUCUACCUGAACCUGGUGAUUUAACUAAAAGAAAUAAAAGGGAAAGAGAUUUACUACAAUCACAACAAAGAUCCUAUGCUAUUCCCGAUUCUUUAAUAACCGGUUUAAAAAAUCAAAAUGCUACUGAUUAUAUGAUAAAUCCUAAUGAAAAUGAUCAAAAUCAAAAUCAAAAUCAAGAUCAAGAUCAAAAUGUAGAAUUUAUAAAAAACCAAUUGGAUGAAAGAACUGAUUUUAGUCUUUUAUCUUCUUCAAGAAUAAAAAUAUUAGGCGCCAAAUUGGACAACUUGGAUAAAAAUAAUACUAAUAAAAUCUCGCUCUCAUCUCAUGAUUACCUAUCAAAUUUAGAUUCAAAUAUUAACAAAUCCAUUUUAUUCGAUGAUCAGGCUAUAAGAGACAUAAAUAAAUCAAGACUAAUUUUCAAAUCUUUAAGAAAAAGAGAUCCUUAUAACGUUUCUAAUUGGAUUUCAAGCGCUAAAAUUGAAAUCCAAUCGAAAAAUUUUAAAACUGCUAAAAAAUUAUUAAAUCAAGGUUGUAAUUUAUGUAAAAAAGAUGAAAAUAUUUGGUUGGAGAACAUAAAUUUAAAUCUAAAUGAUUUAGUUUUAUGUAAAAAAAUGAUAACCGAAGCAUUGAGUUAUAAUCCCAAAAGUGAGAUAUUAUGGUUAAAGGCUUAUAAUUUGGAAAAUGAGUUAUUUGAUAAAAGAAGAAUCAUAAGAAAGGCUCUACAACAAUUGAAAUAUAAUGUUAACUUGUGGAAAAUUUCAAUUGAUCUUGAAUCUGAUGAUCCAGAAAAAGAAAAAUUAUUAUCAACUGCAUUGUUUUUAAUUCCAAAAUCAGUUGAUUUAUGGUUACAAUUAUUUGAAAUUCAAAAAAAUAUUAAAAGUAAAAGGAAAAUAUUAAGUGAUGCUUUUAAGUCUGUUCCAAGCUCUCAUAAAAUACUAAUUGAAAUCUGCAAAUUAGAAGAAUCGGUGUUAUUUGAAAAUAAAAAUAAUACAUCCAAAGAAGACGUGUUUGAAAUUAUCCAAGAAAAAUUUAAUAUUGGAUUUUCUAGAUUAAAAAAUCAUAAAAAUUCAAUAUCAAGGAAAGAUUGGCUAAGAAAUGCAAUGGAGUGUGAAAAUUCAAAUUUUAUAUUGACGUGUCAAGUAAUUAUAAAUAAAACAAUAACAUUAAAUAUUGAUCAAGAAGUAACUAAAGUAAUAACUGAACGAAAAAGCAAAGAGAUAAAUAAUGGUAAUGUUAAAAAUGAUAAUAAUAAUAAGAACAAUGAUGAGAUAAUUGCCUUGUUAAAAGACGAUUUUGACUUUGCUUUAGCGUCGUCAAAUUUCGAAACUUCUAGAUCAAUUUUACUUUAUAUCGUACAUUUAUAUCCAACAGAAGUUUCAAUAUGGAAAGAAUUAAUGAUUCUUGAAAAGAACCACUCAUUCAAUAGUGAUAUUUAUAAAACUUAUCAAGAUUCAAUCAAGUAUAACCCUGAAGUUUCUGAGUUUUGGCUUAGAUAUGCUAAAGAAAAAUGGAUCAAUAAUGAAAUUGAAAAAUCUAGAGAAAUUCUUGAAAAUGCAAUAAUAAAAUUACCUCAAAAUGAAGAAAUUUGGCUUGCAGCAAUUAAAUUAGAAUCCUCCAAUAAAUAUUAUGACAAAGCUUUAGAUUUAUUAUCAAAAGCUCGGAAGGGAUUAACAAACAAUUCUCAAAUAUGGUGUAAAAGCAUUAUUUUAGAAAGGCAAUUGGGUAAUAGUGAUAAAGCAUUAGAUUUGAUUGAAGAAGGAGUCAAAUUGUUACCCAAGCAUGAUGAAUUUUAUAUUCAAAAAGGUAAAAUAUUUGAGGAGAAACAAGAAUUCUUUAAAAGCAAAGAAGCAUACAAACAAGGCAUUGAAAAUUGUCCAAAUUCUCCAUUAAUUUGGAUAUUAUAUUCAAAAGUAAUAGAAAAAGCGGAUAAAAACAUAAUAAGAUCAAGAUCAAUGCUUGACAGGGGACUAAUUGAAAAUAAAGAUAAUGAAGAUAUUUGGUGUGAAAAAAUCAAAUUGGAAAUUCGAAACAAUAUUAAAGACAGAUCAAAUAUCGAUUCAUUAAUUUCCAAGGCACUCCAAGUAUUGCCAAAUUCAGCCAAGAUUUGGUCAUUAAAAAUCAAGUUUAUCAAAAAAAAAUCACAAAGAAAAAAUAUAAUUUUGAAAGCGAUGAAAGAGACUAAGAAUGACCCAAUUAUUUUAUUAUCAAUUGGGGAAUAUAUGUUAAUGGAUGGCAAACUCGACAAGGCCAAAUCAUGGUUUUUAAAAGCGAUAAAUGAAGAUAGAUCUAUUGGCGAUUGUUGGGUAUGGCUUUAUUUGCUUUUAAAAGAGCAUGGAACUAAGGAAGAAAUCGAGAAAUUUUUUCAAGAUUUUCGUAAACACGAAAACGAUAUUUCCCGUGGAGAACAUUGGGUGGAAGCUAGGGAAAAAAUUCAAAACUUUGAAAAGAGUAACGUAGAAUUGUUGGAAAUUGUUUCUAAAAAUCUUUUAUCCUCUUAAUGAAGAUAAAAAAUAAACUCAUUUAAUUACAUUAGAUUAAAUACGCUAAUUAAAAAAGAAAAAAAAAAUUAAAAAAGAAAAAAAAUUAAAAAAAAAAAAUUAAAC
Messenger RNA from Ascoidea rubescens DSM 1968, 3334 nucleotides. RefSeq names its product U4/U6-U5 snRNP complex subunit PRP6 (gene PRP6). Gene Ontology annotation, cellular component: catalytic step 2 spliceosome; U4/U6 x U5 tri-snRNP complex. The transcript has a single exon. Bases 254 to 3229 code for a protein of 991 amino acids. Gene Ontology annotation, biological process: mRNA splicing, via spliceosome; spliceosomal tri-snRNP complex assembly. The record is from RefSeq and is a predicted model, not a curated record. Gene Ontology annotation, molecular function: protein binding. Lineage: Eukaryota; Fungi; Ascomycota; Saccharomycetes; Ascoideales; Ascoideaceae.